Molecule: messenger RNA, 945 nt
Organism: Tilletiaria anomala UBC 951
Lineage: Eukaryota; Fungi; Basidiomycota; Exobasidiomycetes; Georgefischeriales; Tilletiariaceae
Product: DNA-binding TFAR19-related protein
Exons: 4
Coding region: 85-573 (162 amino acids)
Cellular component (GO): cytosol; nucleus
Molecular function (GO): DNA binding
Source: RefSeq, a predicted model, not a curated record
GAUUCGCAAGUGGAACACAUCUUCAGCUUGUUGUUGCAGAACAUUCUCACGAAGAAGAACAAGGCAUCUUCCCGGACGAGCAAGAUGGAAGACGCAGAUCUGCAAGCGAUCCGGCAGGCCAGGUUGGCCGAGCUGAGGGGCGGCGGCGGAGGCGGCAGCGGCAGCGGAGGUCCCUCAUCGUCCUUUCUCGAUUCUCUCGGGGCAAGACCGCAAGGCGGACGGGUGGGCGGAGGAGCCGGAGGCGGUAGUGGUGGAGGCGGAGGUCCGUCGGACGAGCAGCUUGCGCAACAGGAAGAGAUGAUGCGUGAAAUGCUCAGCAAGAUUUUGGAUACCGAUGCAAGGGAGCGAUUGUCACGGAUAGCCCUCGUCAAGCCGCAAAAGUCACAAGCGAUUACCGACCUGCUCUUACGCAUGGCGCAGUCGGGGCAGCUACGGCAGCGUGUUACGGAGGACCAGCUGAUCGGUCUUCUAGACCAAGUUGAUCAGUCGCAGAGCGGCGCAAAUGAACCCAAGAUCACGUUUACGCGCAAAAAGCAAAUGGUAGCGGAUGACGAUGACGACUUCGACUUGUAAGCAUGGCGUCAGGGCUCUGCUGGCGGCACCAUUGCGUGCAAUUGUAAGUUACGAAGUGAAGAUGCUAGGCUACAAGCGGCUAUGCAGAAGUUCUGGGUUCGUCGAUGCUGAGAAGGGUCUGCUGAGAGCGACACAAGGGUCGUCAGCUCGCUGCGAUCUUCAAGGCACCGAAAAGUUCUAGGAGGAAGGUUCAGACGUUGUAGAAUCAUCAUGCAGCCUCCACCAGAGCACCGCCGGCAAGCGGGCCCCUUUGACAUGCCUCGAAAGACAAGGGUGAGGCCACGAACAGGCGCAAAUUACAAAAGUACCAUCAUGUAUUCCUGGAAGGAAUUGGAAAGCACGGGACGCGACAACUCACUGAGACGUAGAGAG